GGCGAUCUCAAUUUUAUAAUAAUUAUAAUAAACAAACUCAAAUUGCAGUCAUAAUAAUUAAUAAAUGUCAUAUUCAAUUCAAGGUGUAGCACUACUUUUAUCUAUAUAAAUACAACACAAACUUCUUCAUAUGUUUUAUUGCACACACCCAAUUUCUAAUAUUUACACACACACACACACUAUAAUAGAUACAUACAUGGCUGCAGGUGUUAUUACAAGGCAUCAAUAUUAUUGCAUUACUCAUUUCAUGAACAAUGAGCCCAUGAAAUUUUCUCUCUCAUCACCAAAUGCAGUUGCUAGACAAUAUUCAGUCCAAUUCCCCAAUAAUAAUCAUGUAAGAAUUAAUUCAUGUCACAUUUUUUUUUUUGUCUUCUAGUGCUUAUUUACUACAAAAAUAAAAAAAAUAAAAAAAAGUACAUAUAUAUUAGAAAUUAAUUAUACAUUGAUAUAAUUAAUAUUGUAGAAAUUUCAAGAACUCAACUUGUCUUCAAUGAAUGGGUGUGGAGGUGGUGAUUAUCCAAUUAGAACCCCACUUGGUGUAAUCGAAACUCGAACUCUCCCCGCCGCUCCGACGCCGUUACUUGCGGCCGACAGCCUCAACUCCGCCAUCUACCGCCUCAAGUCGUCCGAUUCUCCGGCGGAGGAUUCCGGGAUUAUUCGUAUUGAGGUACCAAUACAGGAGAAGGUAGAAGCCCUAGAUUGGCUGCAUUCACAGAGCGACACUCUUCUUCCUCGCUGUUAUUUCUCCGGCAGGGAUUCCGGCGACACCGCGCUUAUUCAAAAUCGCAAUGGCGAUGAUCACGCUUCUUCGAACGGCCACGAUUCUCAGCAAAAGCUUCUCAGUGUUGCCGGGCUGGGAUCCGCCGUCUCCUUCCGCCAUCUCCAUCCAUUCUCUCUGGACGAUUGGCAUUCCAUCAAAAGGUUCUUAUCAAAUACGUGCCCACUGAUUCGUGCGUAUGGUGCAAUGCGCUUUGAUCCGAGAUCUGAUAUAGCCCCUGAGUGGAAGGGCUUUGGUUCUUUUUAUUUCAUGGUCCCUCAGGUUGAAUUUGACGAGUUUAAAGGAAGUUCAAUGCUUGCUGCAACUAUUGCGUGGGACAAACGCUUGUCGCGGACCUACGAACAGGCUAUUGCUUCACUUGAGGCUACAAUGUGGCAGGUUUCAUCAGUUGUUCGGAGAUUAAAUGGUAAUACUACUCGUGCUGCGGUACUCCACCAGACUCACGUUCCUAACAAAGUAUCAUGGGAUGCUGCCGUUAACCGAGCUCUUGACUUGAUAAGUAGCAAAAAUUCGACGCUUGUUAAGGUUGUUCUUGCACGUAGCAGCAGACUACUGACCAUGGUAGAGAUUGACCCUUUACAAUGGUUGGCAAGUUUACAGGUUGAAGGAGAUAAUGCUUACCAGUUUUGUCUUCAGCCUCCAGAAUCGCCUGCAUUCAUUGGGAAUACUCCAGAGCGAUUAUUCUACCGAAACCGACUUAACGUUUACAGUGAGGCUUUGGCUGCAACACGAGCUAGAGGAAGAACCGAGUCUCUAGAUUUACAGAUCGGAAAUGAUUUACUUUCCAGUGCUAAAGACCAUCAUGAAUUUGCUGUAGUAAGAGAAAAUAUAAGAGGAAAGUUUGAGACUGUAUGUUCCAGCACAGUAGUGGAACCAAGCAAAGUUCUAAGGAAACUUCCUCGUGUUCAACAUCUUUAUGCUAAACUUACAGGCACAUUGGAGAAAGAAGAUGAUGAGUUUAAGAUUUUGUCUUCCCUUCAUCCAACUCCUGCUGUUUGUGGGCUUCCUACGGAAGAGGCUAGGAUUUUAAUAUCAGAAAUUGAGAAGUUUGACCGUGGAAUGUAUGCUGGCCCUGUUGGGUGGUUUGGAGGUGCAGAGAGUGAGUUUGCUGUGGGAAUAAGGUCCGCACUCGUUGGGAAGGGUGUUGGUGCAUUGUUGUAUGCUGGAACUGGAAUAGUAGAAGGAAGCAAUUCAGACCUCGAAUGGCAGGAACUGGAACUGAAGACUUCACAGUUCAAAAAACUGAUGAAAAACGAGGCACCUCUUUCGGCGAUGAUGGAGAAAAUUGAACUGUAACUUAAAAAGGUCAGUGGUUCUGAACUACUACUCCGUUCAUUACGUGCUUCUAGAAGUUUCAUUCAACUGAACUUCUGUUAGCUCUUGGUUUGUGAACACUUUGAUAAACAUUUUUCGGUGAUAGAUGUCCAAAGGAAAGAUAUGCAUAUGAUGGAGGACCGUAUUGGUUUUCCUUCGAUGGUCAUUAUUUAAGUGGCCCAAAUAUAUUUACUCGCUUAUGAUGAAAAUCAGCCUCUAUUUAUUUCCUGUAAAUAACUGAUUUGUAUAUAAGCAUAUAGAGACAAGAAUCAAGAAAGUUGCCAAGCAGAUGAUUUCUUGAGAUGGAACGAUUUGUAUAUAUUCUUCGUCAAUGAUAUAAGAUGUAGAAAAUAACACAAAACAAUGUAAUUACACUUAGCAAGCUUUCCUGUUUUUUCUCCCUUUGAUUCUGCAAUUUGGCUACUUUCCACUGGCUUAGGUCAACAGACAAUUAGUUCUGCAAGUCCUAUCCUUUUCAUUUGUCUGAAGAAGUACAAAGAAAUCGUCCAUGUUAAGUCUUAACUAAGGAGAAUCAUGUCUUGCUAAUAUAUCCUUUUCUUUUUGGAUUUUUUAUGCAAUCUAAAGGUCAAAGUCUUCAGGUAUUGGUCUGACGUAUCAGGGCUUCUGCAGAUUUGUGCUUAGGAUCUUCAGGUUGUUUGAUAAAUCUCUCUCCGUGAUCGCCACAGGCUGACUAGGCAACAAUCUCUCUUCGCCAUUCAAUAAUACAAGGAAAAAUAACACGUACGAGCACCUUUGUUUUGGGAAUAAAUAUCAUGUACAAGGCAUAAUAGUGGUAUGGCUUGUGUUUGCUAGAAGCCACAUACAAGGACCCAAUGAGCUGUGCUGCUGCAAGGAAUCUGUCAUGGUUCGACUAAGAAAUCAGAACCACAUACAAAAAGAUGGCUAAUCCAUGUAUAUGAAGCUAGAUGUCAAGUGGUUACUCCAUGGAGACGAGGUGGAGGAAAAUGGGAUUGAAGAGGUAUAACUUGACACCGUAUAUAUUGAUGUUAUAUUCCAUAUUCGACUCGUAUUGUCGAGAAGAAUCGGUUUACUGCAAGAACACUUCAUCAUAUGGAUAAAGCAAGAGUCCAUAUUGUGACAGUGGUAUAUGCAUGUUUCUUCCUUUGCUCUUGAAAAGAGGCAGUUGGCAAAAUCAUUAUCAAAUUGAAUUAAUUAUAGUAAUUUAUUUUAAAGGGAAUUAUACCAAUUUAUUAAUAUUGCAAUUUGACUUUCAUUAUUAUUACAGUAGUGUCUACAAUGGUUUAUUUACUUUUUCAAACGUCAUCUGAAUGUUGGCGCCAACUUUGGGCGAAUUUCAUCGAACUAAAAAACAUUAUUGAUUUUGACAUUAUAAAUAGGGUAAAAUUCCACUUU
Messenger RNA from Erythranthe guttata (spotted monkey flower), 3466 nucleotides. NCBI's taxonomy places the organism in Eukaryota, Viridiplantae, Streptophyta, Magnoliopsida, Lamiales, Phrymaceae. The record is from RefSeq and is a predicted model, not a curated record.